Messenger RNA from Ceutorhynchus assimilis (cabbage seed weevil), 4318 nucleotides. NCBI's taxonomy places the organism in Eukaryota, Metazoa, Arthropoda, Insecta, Coleoptera, Curculionidae. The record is from the annotation of a GenBank genome assembly.
GUCUCGCCGGCCAUCUUGAAUUUAUCACAAGGUCGAAUUUUUGUCUGUGUGUUAUCUUUUUGUCGCAAAUUUGCUUUAUAUAAAAUUUCGAUAUUUUCCUCGCCUCCCUGUCGUUCUCGUUUUAAAAGUGUAAUUAUUAUCAUGUGCUUAGUCCCCUCAAAGUGGUUCCUGUUUCUGUAAGAGAGUACCAUCAAAUCUUAUUCAAAAUGGACAUAGUUGAUCAACCGAACUCGAUAUGCCACAUUCAAUCGAUCCACAUGUACACUCUGCAACCAGUGGAUCCAGAGAAACCACCGCCUUUCGGUCUUUUAGCAGGCGAAACAGUUCUUCACUCAGGAAUUUCAGUCGACGGCCAAAUUGUAGUAACAAACUACAGAAUCUACUUGCAAAACGGCGAGAAUCAAUACCAUAUUCCUCUGGGCCUUAUUGAGACUAUCGAAAUAAGGGAAUUGUUUUAUUUGCAGCUGUUUUGUAAGGAUGCUAGAACUUACAGGUGUACUUUUGAAAAUAAUGAAAGUGCACUCGAGUGGUAUGAUAGAGUAUUCAAAGCUUCUGAACCACCUCGCCAAUUAGAGCAGCUAUUCGCUUUUUAUCAUUGUGUUUGGGCUAAAGAAAAAGGUGGCGAGGAAACAAGUAUUAAAGUUGACCGUCAAAAACGCUAUACUUUUGAUAAGGAUAUGUUUGAAAAUGAGAUGACAAGAAUGCAGUUCCAAGGUGACUCUUGGAGAAUUUCCAAAGCAAACGAAAACUACAAAAUAUGUCCAACAUAUCCUCCUUUCCUACUGGUACCCUCUUGUAUUAACGAUGAAAUGCUUGAGAGUGUAGCGAAAUUCAGAAGCUCUAGGAGAAUUCCUGCUGCUGUUUGGAGGCACCCAAGAAAUGGCGCUAUCAUUGCUCGUUGCAGUCAGCCUGAAGUCGGCUGGUUCGGUUGGAGAUCCAGUGAAGAUGAGGAUUUACUAAAAGCCAUCUCUGAUGCUUGCAAUUUCGAUAGGAAUUUACAUGCAAACAGUACUAGUGACAAGGAUUCUGUGUUGUCUCAUUCGCCAGGCUCAUUGAAUUCGGACGAAUCCUUACAGAUUACUGGAGAAGUAGUGCAGCAUGAGAAAAAACUUCUCAUAAUGGAUGCCCGCUCUUAUACAACAGCAGUAGCCAACAGAGCCAGAGGAGGCGGUUGUGAAUGUCCCGAAUAUUAUCCCAACUGCGAAAUACAAUUUAUGAAUUUGGCAAACAUACAUUCCAUUAGGAAGAGUUUUCAAGGACUCAGGCAGCUUUGUAUGUCUUCUGCUGAGCAACCAAACUGGUUUAGUCUUCUGGAAGGCACCCGUUGGCUGUUACACAUGUCAGGACUUAUAAAAGCAGCAGUUAUUUUAGCUACAGCUGUUGAAAGGGAUGCCCGACCAGUACUAGUGCAUUGUUCGGAUGGUUGGGAUAGGACACCACAAAUAGUAGCUCUCGCAGAGCUUCUACUGGAUCCAUACUAUAGGACCAUGGAUGGAUUUAGAGUGCUUGUUGAAAGGGAAUGGUUGGCUUACGGACACAAAUUCGCGGACAGGUGUGGGCAUUCUGGGGGAAGUGAGGAUGUGAAUGAAAGGUGUCCUGUGUUUUUACAGUGGCUUGACUGCGUCCAUCAACUAAUUAUCCAGUUCCCGGUCUCUUUCGAGUUUUCCCACAAUUACUUAAUCAAACUGGCACAGCACACCUACUCCAAUUUAUAUGGUACAUUUUUGUGCAACACCCAGAAGCAAAGAACCAAAAUCGUCCACGGACGAACGUUUUCCGUUUGGGAAUUUCUAAGCUCUGCAACUUUCAAAAAUCACUUGUACUCUCCCAGUGCCACUGCCGGAAGAGUAUUAUGGCCAAAAACUAAUGUAAGAGAUUUGAUAUUAUGGUCCGAAGUUUACUUGGGUUCAAUGGAAGCGAACUUUAAUCCCGAAGAUGGAUGCGGCGGGGCUUGUCCGGGACCUCCCGAAUUCAACGGACACUUGAACAUGUCCAAAACUCGAUCUUACGGUGAUUUAAUAAAUGCUGACAUUUGCCAUAGCUUUAGUAGAAGAAGCAGCGAUCCCAGUAUUAAUAGAGAAUUAAAACUUGUGCCUCAUGAGAACUCUACAACAGCGACAAUUGAUAGCAACAUGACAACAAAUGGGCAUCACAAUAAUGGUCCGGAUUUUCUUCCGAGCGAUUUGGAAGACAAUCCAUCUGAUUGCAAUCAAGACUGUUUAUUUAAUUUACACGAGAAUCUUAAAACAAAUUUAACUGAUGAUCAAAUUGAUGGUUUGGGUUCAAAUUUUGAAGAUCCAAUUGAAGUUCAAGAAGAUAAAUGUACAAAUAAUAUUGUUGAUUUAGAGGAUAAUGAAGGAGAUACUUUGACAAAUGGUGUGGCUGAUAUUUUUUUAGAUGGUGGUAAUGAGAAUGGCAUUAAAGAAAUUGAUAAUGAUUCAACGCGCAGUGAAAGAGGAUCAAAGGCUGAUGAUUUGGACGUCGAUGUUUUUUUGGCAUAUAAUAAUGGAUCGGUGGCGUCAAGUGGUAGUGAACACGGUGAUAAUACUAGUUGUAGUGCGAAGGACAAUAUUGAAAAUGAAUUAUGUGAGACACAAGCAAAAAUGGUGAUAAAUUUAGCUAAGUCAGUGGAAACGAGUACUGAAACUCUUGUGUCCGAUCAAAUUAUUGCUGGUUCUCCCAAAGAAUAUAAUGGUUUUGAAAAAAUACAAAGUCCGAUAGACGACAGAGAUGUCACUGACAGUUGUAAUGUUUGUACACAGCAAAAUGGUAAUACAAAUUUUAGUUCACUGUCCAACGGUUGGACAGGAGCUUAUGUACAUAGUCAUAGAUAUAGAAGCCGGGUUAAUAAUUGUCAGUUGGGAGAAGAUGGACUUGUACCUAUAAGGUCGCCGGAACAGGAGAGAUUAGAUCAGAUUGUUGAGGAAAAUAAACGUAAAAUCGAAUUGUUAGAAAAAGAGUUGCACGCAUCCAGACAAAUUUUAAUAAGACAAGCUUGCCACAGGUGUCAAAUUGGCGAUGGCGAAAAACAUGAUGAUAGUUUUAGUAGUUCGCGUUCGACUUCUUCAAGUGGCAGUUCUAGUUACUCAAAAAGAUAUAUAACAGGGGAAAAGGCUUCAGUGGUGGAAUCCUUAAACAGUGCGGGUGAAGGUCCAGCGUCCGCAGCAGGUGAAUCUCAUCGCUCAGACAUGUCCUGGGUAGACGUGGAAGAAGGCGUGGUCGCAGCCGAAUGUCAAGGUACAUUGUGGGUGCCCGAUCAUGCUGUGAGCCGUUGCACAGGUUGCGGUACCGAGUUUUGGUUGGGCAGGCGACGGCAUCAUUGUAGAAAAUGCGGUCGUAUAUUCUGCGCGGAUUGUUCCGAACACGCCACUCCUUUACCUUCCGAGCAGCUCUAUAAUCCUGUUCGGGUGUGCUCCGGGUGCUACUCGGAGUUGAGUAGAUGUUUCGAUCGUCCCACUCUACAAACUAUUUCGGAUAUGCCGCCUGACAGGUGCAAAAGAGCCGUAGCGACGCAGGUGCCGCAAUGCAGUCAGCAUUUGCAUCAUAACCAAAUUGCCGCCUCUAGCAAUUAAUGUACUAGUUUGUUUUUUUUGUGAUUUUUUCCAAAAAAAGAAAAAAGUUAGGCUAUUUUAAGUAAAUUUUUUAAUUGUAAAAUUUUUGUAAAACUGGUUUUGUUUGAUUGUCGUAGCCUAAAUUUCGAUUUAUCUAGGCUAUGCCUUGUAGUUGUUUAAAACGGUAUAUUAUUUUAAGUUGUCUAAAUCAAUAUUUCAAAUAAAAGCAGCACAAGAAUACUCUUAAAACAAGUGCAGGUUGCGGCUUUGAUGACAAAAUAUGUUUAUUUGUAAAUACACUAAAAUAGAGUUCCUUCAGAGAUUAAAUCUAUGUAAAAAAAGAGAUGAUAUUUUAAUUUUUGCACUAAUGUCGCUGAUGUUAUUAGAAGUCUUUUGCUGUGCCUUUGUAAAAAUAAAUAUUCAACAUUGCAAAAGACUCCUUUUGAAGACAUAUAAAAGUUGUAUUGCAGGGCAUUAUUAAUAAUCCAUAAAAAUGCUUUUUAACAAAAUACGUAAGUCAAAUAAGUACCUUUAUACAUUGAUUUCCUUUAAAAUUUCAUUGUAAAAAUUUUGAAUGAAAUCACAGCCUACGCUGUUGUUUCCGUAAUAUGGAGAAUUAUUUCAUUAUACUUUUUUUUUUUAACAUCAACAUAGUGCAUUUAAAUUUUAGCAUAUACAUUAUACAUAUUACUUAUAGGAAUGAAUUAUAUUAAUUGUACUUUAUUAUUAUAUUAUUUUAGUUGCAAAUACAAAAAAAAAUAUUUAAU